AUGUGGGAAGUUGUGUGGACGGAUCCCGACAGGGAGUCCAGGAAAGAACAUCGCGAGCGCAAGGCAAUUGAGCGAGAACACAAGGAAAAGUCCCGCACAACUAGAAGCUCAAUGUCCACUAGGAGCUCUUCUUCGUCUGACAACAAGCCAUUCAGCUUCUUCGGGUCCAAGGGUCUCAAGAGGACACUUACACCGUCAAGCGUCAAAGUACCCAUGACACCCGCUCUGAAAAACCCGAGCAUUGACAGUACCUUCAGAGGCUCGCUCUUGUCAGCUAUCUCGGAGCCACCGCUGCUGUCUACGGAGCCCCCCUGUAGUCUGGUCACGGUCGCGGAUCGCACUUACCUGCCGGAACAGUUUGCCGAAUCAUUGCAGAGCUCGCCGAUAUCGUCCAACAGAGCUGGACCGACGUCUCCGUGCAACACGUCGGUAGCCGAGUCGACAGCAGGCAAGCGGGAGCACUAUGUCCAGACUCUUGGUCCGACGUCCUUCAUUACAAAGAGCACCGAGGUCACCAUCUUACCCCGGACGAUAGAAAACGACAUCGCAGAAAUGGUCUCGCAUAUUACUAUUACGGCGGAACCGGUCAAGGAAGAGCCGCCGACGCCUCCCCGCUCGCCAGCAAGACAACCUGCGGUUCCAGCCAUGGCCAGCCCGGUCAUGCUUGACACGCCUGUAAACCUGUUCCCAACCCAUUUCAACCAGAAACAAUCACUACGGCACGUGUCUUCAUGGAUGACUGCGUUCAAGCCUAACAACCCAGACGCCUGGAAGCCCCCAGAUGCGUGGGACUGCGGUCCUUCACCAGAAGUGCGAACCCCGAUGGUGGAGGACGUCAUCGGCGAGACCUUGGAGGUAGAUGAUGGACUCGCCAUGUCCAUGGACCUUGGCAGCAUGCAGCGUGAGAUCAGACGCAUGGCCGCCGCAAGCCACAGUAUCCGCCUUUUGCGCCUGAAAGAGGUCUGGGGCGACACAACCGACGCCAACCUCUACAAGGAACUGGAAAUGGAGAAAAAGAGGUGGAUGCUCUCGACGUUGCACAAUAUGGACAAGCAGGCGGAUCAGAAUCAGGCGGUCCACCCUGAUAAGAUUACUCCGGCCAAAGCGAAGAAGGUUCUGGCACUCUACGAGACUCAAGCAACUACCUCAUACUUGGCUGCCCUCCACUUUAACAAGCAAGUCUACCACCUGUCAUCCGCUCCUCUGUCUCAUACCCUCUUCCCCAACAUACACCCGGUUCUUGUGCCGGCAAUCUCGCCAUCGGCCUUUCCAGUGGCACCCUCUCUGUUUGGCGUAGCCUACUCCCUGGCACUUCCGGCACUGUUGCCAUCGCCUGAAGUCCCCGGCCUUCUCAGAAAUGUCCACCGGUGUCUCGCCGUUGGUGGAGCCCUUCAUCUGACACUGAUCGAUCCCCUCCCGAUCAAAAGCACUCUCGGUCCUCUUAUGCGCUCAUGGAUUGAGGAAAAUCUCAUUUUCAACCUAGAAAAGAACUUCCGCUGCAUGAACCCGAGCAAGCUGUUCCCCCUUUGGCUCGCAGAUGCUUCUCUUCGUGGUGAGGGCAGUACCAUUACCACGGUCAAGUUCUGUGCCAUGCCGCCCAUCGAUAGGCCGGACACAGCCACGACAGACACCGAAUCGCUUGCAGACAGAGCCGUCAAACAGGAGCUGCGCAGCAUGGUUGGCCGAAUGCUCUGGAGGGAAGUCUGGGGGCAGUUCGUCACCGCCGACCAGUGGUGGUGGGAGCAGCCCGAAAUUGUUGCGGAGUGCGAACAGCUCCAGACAGCGUGGGAGUAUAGCAUUAUUGAGGCAGUCAAGACUUUGUGA
Molecule: messenger RNA, 1824 nt
Organism: Colletotrichum spaethianum
Lineage: Eukaryota; Fungi; Ascomycota; Sordariomycetes; Glomerellales; Glomerellaceae
Exons: 4
Coding region: 1-1824 (607 amino acids)
Source: RefSeq, a predicted model, not a curated record